This is a messenger RNA of Coffea eugenioides, 1428 nucleotides long. RefSeq names its product replication protein A 70 kDa DNA-binding subunit B-like. Gene Ontology annotation, molecular function: DNA binding. NCBI's taxonomy places the organism in Eukaryota, Viridiplantae, Streptophyta, Magnoliopsida, Gentianales, Rubiaceae. Gene Ontology annotation, cellular component: nucleus. The record is from RefSeq and is a predicted model, not a curated record. Bases 1 to 1428 code for a protein of 475 amino acids. The transcript has 9 exons. Gene Ontology annotation, biological process: DNA repair; DNA replication; DNA recombination.
AUGGAGAAGCCCUUAUCCAUAAAAGAAAUUGUGCCUGAUAUGCAAGACUGGUCAUGCAAAGUUAUUGUUCAGGAAAAACAGCAGAUUACCCAAUCACUGUCAACGCCGACGAAGAAGCAAAAGCUUAUUUUUGUUGACACAGAGGGAUCAAAGGUUGAGGGCAUUAUUUUCAACCAUGAUAUUUCUAGGGUCGGACCAAUCCUGCAGGUCUACAAAAAGUACAAAAUAACCAAUGCUGUGGUUAGACCAAUCGACUCAAAAUAUCAAACGGCUGAACUAACAAUGCAGUGGAUCCUCACUAGUAAAACUGUCAUUGAAGAGGAUGCCGAUGAUGAAGAUAUAAUGCCUGUCAAAUUUAACUAUACUCAAUUCACAGACUUGGCACAGUAUGUGGAUCGUAAAGAUAAAUCUGUAGCUGCCUAUUGCCUUCAUGUUAGAUCACAAGCUGUCAUGCUUUCUAUGUGGGAUGAUUUCAUCAAAAAUGAAGGGCAACAGAUUAUAGCUGAAAUAGGCAACUACCCUGUCAUCAUAUGUCGCAGGCUCAAAGUUAACAACUAUAAUGGAGUUGCGCUGUCGACAUGGUUUGAUUCUGCAAUCCUUGUUGAUCCUCCUGUACAGGAAGCAAGAGAAUUAAAGAACUGGGCGAUCAGAAAUACCAAACUACUUGCAGCAAUCAUUGAUGAAAAAAGCUAUAUUAAGUAUAACCCUCAGAUAUCUGCAAAGCCAGAUCAAAAAACCAUUUUGAUUUCAAAUGUCAGACCAUCACAAAAGAAUAUAUGGGUUAAAGCAAGGUUCUCCUUUCAGCACAUAUUCCACAAAUACUGGUAUAUGAGCUGUAAAAAAUGUUGUCGGGGCACUGCUGCUGCAGAUGGAGUUAUUUUUAUGUGUAAUACGUGCAAAGAAAAACAUCCUGCUCAGCCUAGGUGUCGCUUUGAUAUGGAUUUAUGUGAUGAUACUGGUGCCAUCACAGCUUCUGUUUUUGGAGAACAAGCUGAAAAGCUGCUAAAGUUCACUGCUCUUGAAAUAAUGGACCAUUUUAAGCAGAACAUUGAGCUCCCUCUGGAGGCUGUCCAUAAGGAGUUGGAGUCCAAGUGGUUUCUCAUACAUAUAAAACCAGUGCAGGCUCAAAUGUCUGAUGCAAAACAACGCUAUACAGUUAUCUACUAUUCUGAACUUCUCAAUAGUGAUGCUGUUGAUUCCCCUGCUGAAUCUAAAAAUGCUGAAUCCAAAAAUCCUACUUUGUUAAUCGAGCUGCAAUCUGACACCACUGACAUCGUCACUUCAGGAGCCACAGCUAUUCAAGAAACCAAACCAGCUUCCAAGGCUAGACAAUGUUUAACUCAAAAAUUGGAACUCUUAGCUGAUCAAGCCAAUAAUACUUCCCGUUCUGUCAGUGAAGGCUCUAAGAAGAAGUCCAGGCUCAUGUAG